AUGGUGAAAAUACUACAGGCGUAUAAUUUUGCCAAGCAAAAUACAUUUGCUUUGAAUGGCGAAAUAUUGGCAGCAACAUUAAUUGACUCUAAUCGCAUUGCCAUUAGUAGUGCAGAGCAAUUCAUAGAAAUUUAUGAUAUUGUUGAUAGACAACGCUUAGCAGACGAGAAAGAUGCUGUCGGGGCAGGUGCUAGUGAAAGUGCUGCUAUAAAUGAUAACAACACAAGUUCAACUGCAACUAAUGAUGAAAAGCUACCCACAAAAUACACCCUGGCUACUGUGGGUGAAGUGGUCAAUUUAAUUUAUUGUGAAGCAGGUAAAUAUUUGGUUACAUUAGAAAAGGAGAAUGUUGGAAGUCCUGUGCACACAAAUUCAUCGAGCAUUAGUUGCACCAGCAGCAGUAACAAUACCACGGUUUAUUCCGAAGAUGAUACAAAAAUGUUUGUGCGCAUAUAUGCAAACUUUUUGAAAUUUCCAGAAUCAAAGUUAGCUGAUUUACCCAUUACCAUACGAAUUGCAUCGAUGACAACACCAAAGGCACAGUUAAUUAAAAGUAUUGACGUAAUUGAGCUGCCAUUGCGUAGUCCUCCAGAUCUAAUACAGUGCUGUCAGACCUCCGGCAACAUUAUUGUUAGCAGCAAAGAGCGCAUCUAUCUAUACGAAUAUACCCAAUGCGUUCACGAGAGUACACAACCAAGAUUUAAAUAUAUUGAUUUUCUACCAUUCAAAUUUUUUGUAAAUCUAAACUUUGUACCAUUGAAAUUGAAUCUUGCUGAAAAUGUGAUUGCAUGUAUGAAUAAUCGUUAUUGCGUAGCGUUUCGUGUGGUAGAUGUUUUGGCCAGCAAUGUGUGCACUGCUGGUGAUGGCGGCAUUCAAAAUACCAUGCAAUAUGCUUAUGAUAUGGAUGAGAAUGCCGAUAUAGAAGUUGAAGAUGUCAUAUCGAAUUCAGAAUCGAGUAUGGCAAGUAAAACUAGUGUGGGGCCUUCUAGCCAUAGUCAUAAUAGCUUUGAAACAGAUUCGUUGGAAACUACAGCAAGUGGACGUCCUUUAAAUGGCUUUCCGGGUAGAACACCUAUUGACUUUAAUGUGGCACGUAUGGUGAACUCAGCAUGUGGUCGUGAGUUUGAAGUGGAUUUGAAAUCACAAUGGGAGCAAAAUGAAAGUGAUAUUGGCAAUGGCCCAGUCAGUGGUAAAUGUAGUAUAACUUGUGAUACUCAAGAAAUAAUUAUAAUGCCGACAAAAGCAAAUGAGAUCAAAAUUAAGCUUGUCAAUGAAGCAAAGGCUAUGAAUGUGCAGCGUAUUUCAGCAAACGGUAAAAUUGUAUCUGCCUAUAACGAGGAAAAUAUGGUGCAAUAUGAUAUACGUAAAUUGCUACAAAUUUGUAUGAAGACUUCCGAACCGGGAGGUGCUCGAGUUGUAGAUAUAUUACGUUGCAUGGACCUGAAAGCCAUUUAUCAGCGCAAUGACAACGAUUGCGAGGAUAUCGACGAUCCUGAAUACGACAUGGGAAAUCAACAAAUACCGGGUGCAAUUACAACAUCAAAACAUGUUAAUCGGCGUACUUUAAAGUCUAAUAAACAUCAGAGCUGUAUUGGUUUUGCUUUAUUAGUUGCCAGCAGUGUUGAUGGUUAUCUCUACCAGUUUUGUGCCCAAGGCAAGUGGUACAAUGAAAACGAAAAGCCUAUAGCAAUUUAUUCAUUUACUGCUCCAGUUUUACAAGUUCAUAUUAAUGAUUAUGUCAUCUAUGCCAUAACUACGGAAUCGGUUGAAACACAUACUUCUAGAAUUGGACACAAACUGUUUAAUAAUCGCUUCGAGUACCCCUCUAUAGCUGAGUUAUUUCCGGAAGAGUCAAGUCCUGAUGUAAACGCUCCCAUUGCUGUAGUGGGACUGUGUUCAUUUAUACAUGUUCAGUAUGUAUGUGUGAACCGUAAUAAUUUGGUGUUAAUAAGCAAUGGAGCUUUGAACUCUGCCUCUAAUUCAGGCGACAGCAGUAGCACAGCGUUAAAGAGACGAAGUACAGGCGAGGGCAAGCGCAAUAUAGCUGCGCGUUUGAUCGCUGAAGCCAAAGCUAAACACAAUUUGUUGCGAAACAGUUAUUCCAAUCAACAAUCAGUCACAAAUGAAUGGACUCUAUAUAAUCUGGAAGUACCACCCGUAGAACAGGUGGUAGAUGAUUUAGAAUCCAUAGCCGAAACUUAUAGAUCCGCUAGUAGUUCCAAUUUUUAUGACCUCAUGGAGGAGGCUCAUGUUAUGCUGAGAAUGAGUACUUCCUUGCAAUUCAACAAGUUAAGCGAAGAAAGAGAAUCGCAAUUACGUCGUAAAUUUAUGGCAAAUUGUCGUAAGUUGGCUGAUUUCUCCAUAAGAUCGAAAAAGAAGGAAAUCCAUAUGCAGGCAUCGGGAUUUUAUAAAAUGUGCAAUUUGCAAUUGUCCGAAAUUUAUGAAAAUUAUAUAAACAACUUGCUCUAUAUUGAUGAAGAUAAAUGUCAGGACAUGCAAAAACUUCCAACGCCCGGAGAUGAUUCCACAAUAGAACCUGAACAACUUUAUGGUCUAAUUUAUACAGUCAAACUAUUUUUAAUGAAUUUAGGCACGGAUCGUUUAAAAGCCUCAUUCCUUAAUCAAUUGGUCAAACCAUUUUUUACACCUAGUCGAGUUGUAAAGCAGGGAUUUACUCAAGUUUCCCUGUCAUUGGAAUUUUUAAAUUUGUUUAUAAAAUACUCUCCCGAAGACGUACCACCAGUCAUGUUAGGCUCUCCCGUCGUUGCUGAUUCUAUAAGUGGAGAAAUUAUAAAUUAUUUAAAAUUUUUAGACAAUUUAAAUCCCGAUGAUAAUAUCUUGCUCGCUGUAACGGCUUGUCGUAUGUCAAAUUAUAUUUUAUCACAAGAAGUUGUCUCGCGUACUAAUCGUCACGAUUUGGCUGUGGCCUUAAUCAAAUAUAAAAAUGUCCUAUUCGACGAUACAACGGUGUUAUUCCAAAAACAAAAGCGUGACAAAACUGAUGAUUAUCCAACUAGUUUAUCAAAAGACACUCAACAUCCUCAUAGUAAGCAAGUCAAACGCAAAUCAACACAAAUCAAUCAAAGUGCUUUAAUAGGAAGUUUGUCAACCGCUGGCCAGGAAGUGGUUUCCUUUUCGGAUUUCGCCGAGACCAUUCUGUUAGCUACAGAGAAAACUGAGCUAAUCGAGGCUAUAAGUGACGUCUUCAUACAUGCCUUGUGUGUGGAACACAGUAUAACACUGGAAAUCAUUUUGCAAUUAUUUCUCAACUACAUUGCAUCGCACAUUGGGCAGAAGGGUUAUCAAACUUCACAGAAAGUGUUUGUUAAUAUUUUGCAGGCCUAUUAUUAUGAUCUGUUUGAUGUAAAUCCUUUAAAUACAAAUCAAGAUAUGCCGACAAAUAACACACCGCCUCAAAUUGACGAAGACUACGAUGAAGGUUUCUCCAAGGGUAAUAGUGAUCGGGACAGCGAAUCGAUUGCUAAUUCUAUAGGUGAUACAAAUUCUGCAGCUAGUUCAUCAAUUGAUGAUAGACGCAUAUCUGGCCAUUGCAAUCGCAUUGUUUAUGAUCAAUUGCAAGAGCAACAGUCACCAUUUAAACGUAAUUCAAAAGCUUCGCUGCUGAAUAUUGAUGAUCAACAACAACAACAGCACAAUGCUGAUGAGAAUGAAAUCAAUAAUAAAGGCUUGAAAAUACUAUUUCGUAUGUAUAUGGGGCGUUUGAAGGCCUUAAGUGAUUUGAUAACUGACCUGCAAUCGGCAGAUCUUGAGCAGCAGUCAUUAAAUGAAGAGUUCUUAAGUUUACGCAUGGAAUGCAUAUCUUUCAUGAUGCGCCACUUGCAAGAGUUACGUAUGCAACAGCAGCAUCAUAAUCAUUUGGGUGCAAAUCAAAAUUAUCACAUGUUGUAUUAUGGUCAGUCGUUGCCAGGCAAUGGAUGCCGAAUUAAUGAUCCAAAAUUGCUGUAUGUACCAUUUAUACCCGAUUAUAAGUUAAGUGGUGAGACAUUCGAUCAGCAUAUUAAAUCGUAUGUUAGACCUAUACCAUGUCUUUCGGAUCGUCCCCAAUAUUUAAACCGUUUGUCGCCAUUUAAACGAGGCGAUUUCAGUUAUCCGAACAAAGAAGAUGGGGAAACUGAGGUACAUUUUGUUGGUUGGCAUAACGAACUGCUAACGUUAACAUUAAAAAUCCAGUCAUUGUUGGCAUCGCCGAAAAUUGAACAGGAUAUUAUUGAAGAAUUCAUUGCAUUUGUACAAAAGACACCAAAUCUCUUGGGCAUCGAUAGUUUUCUGGUAAUCGUGUUGCCCAAACAUUUAGCCAUUAAUUAUAUGCUAAACUUUUGCCCUGACUAUCUUUGGCAAUAUGGCAAGUCUAACAAUUUUACACCAAAACAAUGGGAAUCCUUAUUUAAGAAAAUUCUGGGUAAAAAAGAACUUUUGCCGAAUUGGAAGACUUAUAUUACUGAAAUCCUCAAUAAUUUGGUAGCUGAUUUGAAUUUCGAAGAACUUUUGCAAUGCUUUCCUAGUGAGGUUAUACACAAUCGUAACAUUGAACUAUGGACUAAAGAAUUCAAUACGGAAUGUAUAACAGCUAUUGAUUCGAACAUUGGAGGUUUAAUAUUCGAACAUGAAAAUAUUGAAAAUACAGUGCCAUUUACACAAACCAUGGCUCGUGAUCACUUGCCUAUGGACAAUAUAGAUGAGAAUAAUGUCUUCGAACUCACUCUGCGCAAAGCGGUCUCCAAACAACGUAGCAUUGCUUUGCGUUCUAUGAUCGAAUCAACUGGCAAACAACUGUUCGAUGCAACAAGUAAUCCUAUGUACAAUCUUUAAGAGAAUGAAUUAAACAUAAAUAUAAUCAUUUGAGUUAGUUAGCAGACAUUUCCGUAGUUGUUUAUAAAAUAAAAUAUGAAAAAUUAAACAAAAUAUAUAUAAUAUAUAUCAAUUAACGAAAAUUAAUACGUUUUCUUAAUUUUAUUCAUAUUAAACGUUUAUUAAAAAAGUCUAUAACCAUCUAAUAAAUUGUAGUAUAAUUAAUAUACAGCGUAUAAUUGUUAUUGAUCUUAUGAUAAAUUAUCAACAUUUAUAAAUUAUUAUUAUUAAUCCAGAUUACAUAUGUAAUUUAUAUGUAACCGUUUGAUAUUUUCUAAAUUUACAAAUUUGCAAAUGUAGUAUUUUUUAUGGUCAUAACUGCACAAAUUUUUACAAUAAAUUCAUAUUUAAGUCAUCACUAUUUAAAAGAAAAAGUCAAGAUUAAAUCAUUCCAUACUUUAAUUUUGGAUUUGUUUUUAAUCUAUUUUAUACAUACUGACCUAAAUAUGUAUUUUAGUAUUUUAAAAAUAUUUUAUUAUAGUUUUUAUUCGGAAAUCGAAUAUUUAUUGAUACUCAUACGUACUACUAUAAUUUUAAAAUUGUAUUUAAUUUGUGAUUAUUUUAUUUUUGAAAACAUACAUAUUUUAAAUUACUUUAUACAUACAUACCCUAUAUAUACAAAAUUUUUAUUUAAAUAAAGUGAUAUUUCUAUUAAAUAUUAAA
Messenger RNA from Calliphora vicina (urban bluebottle blowfly), 5532 nucleotides. RefSeq lists its product as uncharacterized. Gene Ontology annotation, cellular component: cytoplasm. The transcript has 10 exons. NCBI's taxonomy places the organism in Eukaryota, Metazoa, Arthropoda, Insecta, Diptera, Calliphoridae. Gene Ontology annotation, biological process: organelle organization. Bases 1 to 4830 code for a protein of 1609 amino acids. The record is from RefSeq and is a predicted model, not a curated record.